UUUCAACAUGACGAACGAAGUUUUCGAAAAUUUUAACUCUCAAUUAAUUAAUGAAAAGGCUGAAUCAACUGAAAUAGUGGAAAAGUUUAUCGGAACAAAUCUUAAUUAUAAACAUAAGAUUAAUUGGUCUAUUACUAGACGUCUGGUGAUAAUUCAUAUCUUGGCAUUAUGGGGUCUUUUAAAGAUUUUGAAAGGAGAAGUUUAUUCAGCGACUAUUUAUUGGAUUUUUUCUAUCGCACAUCUCAGUUACAUUGGAAGCUCUAUUGGUGUUCAUAGAUAUUACUCCCAUAGAUCGUUCAAAGCUACGCCACUUCUUGAAAUUAUAUUAAUAGUGUUUCAGACCAUUACUGGACAAGAUACGGUCUUCAGAUGGGCAACGGACCACAGGCUCCAUCAUCGGUACGCGGACACCGACGCCGAUCCUCACAAUGUGAAACGUGGAUUUUUCUUCUGCUACUUCGGAUGGUUGUGCGUUAAGAGGAACAAAUAUGUGAUGGAACUUGGGAGAAAAGUCAAUACGAGCGACCUUAUGGCGAAUAAGUUCGUGAUGUUUCAAAAAAGAUACUAUUUACCCUUAUUAUUGUUAGUCAAUGCUAGUAUAGCCUGGGUCCCGGUACGUUAUUUCGACGAGUCGUGGUGGAACUCCGUGCUGGUGGCUUCCUUCUUCCGAUACGCGUUUCAAAUACAUUUCACGGGGCUAGUGGUUGCUUUAAGCCACUCUAUUGGAACAAGACCUUAUAAUAAAAAUCUCCAGGCAAUAGAUUCGUGGCCAUUGACCAUUCUGUCUUGGGGUGACGGAGGCCAUAACUUCCAUCACGUCUUUCCGUGGGAUUACAAAAGUGCAGAAGGACACAACGCUAUUUCCCUUGUUAUUUGGACUUUUGAAAAGCUCGGAUUGGCCUCAGAUUUGAAAACGGUCCCAAAAGAAACGGUAAAAAAUAUAAUCAAAAUGGUUGGAGACGGAACACAUCCCAGCUUUGGGACUGAAGAGGGCAAGUCUCUCGUCACAGCGGUAGGUCCAGUGCACCCCUUGAAUCCCACCUACAGAAACAUUAAGGACCCUGAAAUAAUCGUACGAGUGGUUGGAUCGAAGACUAUAUUCGGCGAAGACCUCGUGAGAGAAGAGAGAAGUGUUGGCUGAAGUAUAUAUAUAUUUUUUUAUAUAAAUA
This is a messenger RNA of Ostrinia nubilalis (European corn borer), 1169 nucleotides long. Its product is annotated as acyl-CoA Delta-9 desaturase-like. Gene Ontology annotation, biological process: unsaturated fatty acid biosynthetic process. Gene Ontology annotation, molecular function: iron ion binding; stearoyl-CoA 9-desaturase activity. The transcript is spliced from 6 exons. NCBI's taxonomy places the organism in Eukaryota, Metazoa, Arthropoda, Insecta, Lepidoptera, Crambidae. Gene Ontology annotation, cellular component: endoplasmic reticulum membrane. Bases 8 to 1141 code for a protein of 377 amino acids. The record is from RefSeq and is a predicted model, not a curated record.